Messenger RNA from Raphanus sativus (radish), 2747 nucleotides. RefSeq lists its product as uncharacterized. Lineage: Eukaryota; Viridiplantae; Streptophyta; Magnoliopsida; Brassicales; Brassicaceae. The transcript is spliced from 2 exons. The record is from RefSeq and is a predicted model, not a curated record. Gene Ontology annotation, molecular function: nucleic acid binding; zinc ion binding. The coding region runs from base 1547 to 2695 and encodes 382 amino acids.
CAUGAUACAAGAGCCUACAUUUGAUAGAAUGAUUGUUGUUUAUAGGUAAGGUUAAUAAUGUCUGUUCUUGUUUCGUCUGUCUAUUUUUCGCUUUGUGCAUUUGUGGUUGAAGAAGGAAGUUGUUGCAGGCGAGCCAGCUCUAAAACAAAUCAGGAAAGAGGAAUUUACGUCAAGCAUUUCAAAAAACAUUCCUAUGGCCGACAUGGAGAUUGUGCUUGUAAGUUUCUCUUCUCGCCUUUCUUUCUCUAGAUUUUGUAGCAAUAACAUUUACGUCUUUUUGCAGCCUGAGAAAAGAAAUACUGGACUGACUCCAAUGGAUUGGGUUAAAUUUCUGAUAUCUGCCGUAGUUGGUCUGGUUGCCGUGGUUACUUCAGUUGAGAUGCCGAAAGCAGACCCAUGGAUAAUCUUUGCAGUUCUUGUAAGCUCAAAGAUUUGGAGCCUGACAUGAUGGUGCAAUGACACACAGAGAGUGUUGCUGCUGUGUUACAUAUGAACGAGAAUGUGUAACACAUCGACGAAGACAGAAGGAAUUAAGACGUGAUGCUGAUUUUUAGGAAAAGAUAUAUUGCACAAUUGGAAAUAAUUGAUGGCAAUAAAAAAGGAAGUUUAGACCUAGGUUUAGGUGAAGCUUUUAACAUUGUAUUCUCACAGAAACACAGACAGGGGUUUGGGGUUUCAGAAAGUGAGUGAUUUGUAAAGGUGAUCAACAGGGGUUGGUUCACUUAAAGGGUAGAUUAAGAAUUGGUCCGUGUCAAGCCGUGUGUGGUGUUGAGUAAUUCGGAUUAGACAAGUCUUUGUAAAAGAUUGUUUAAGUGAUUCUUAAUAAAGAGAUAGUUGAUCUCGAAUCUCCUGUGUUCUUAUUGGUUUCACCUGCUGUAGACUUUUCAUUUGGUAUCAGAGCGGGUCACCUCGUUGGAUUGCGUAUUCACAUACAAGUUGAGGUCCUGCGGAAGAAGUCUUUGAAACCAUGAAAGAAUUCAUCACCCUACCGAGUCCAUACAUGCUGGAUGAAGGGAGUUUUGGCCAUUGGAAGGCUCAGAUGAGACAUAUCAUUCGAGGAAUAAAUGAAGACGCCUGGACUGCUGUUGAACUAGGCUGGUCGCCACCUACCAUGCUCAUGGAAGAUCACACAUAUGGUCCCAAACCGAAGGAAAAAUGGACAGAAUCUGAAAAAGUUGCAUCAAAGUUCAACUCCAAAGCACUCACUGUAAUAUUCUCAGCUGUUGAUUUGGACCAAUUCAAAAUUAUUCAAGGAUGUGAAUCAGCAAAGGAGGCUUGGGAUGUUCUGAUCAAUCACUUUGAAGGUGACACAAGUGUAAGAAGAACAAUGAUUGAUCAUCUAGCUACAAGGUUUGAGAACCUGCGAAUGGAAGAUGAUGAAUCUAUUGCUAGUUUUGUGUCUAAGAUAAGCUAAAUUGCUAGUGCAGCCUCUGUUCUGGGAAAGAAAUACAAAGAGAGUGAGCUCGUCAAGAAGUUGUUGAGAUGUUUACCUCCUCGAUUUGAAGCCUACAAAGCUGUGUUAAAAAUUGCGAUAAACACUGAUGACAUGAAGUUUGAUCAACUUGCUGGUAUACUCAAGGUACAAGAUCUAGAGAAAAACCAUGAGUUAUCAAAAACUCAGAAAGGAUAUGGGAUUGUUUUCGCAGCAGAAUCAGAGGAAGGAGAUAGAGUUCAACGCCUAGAAGACAAUCUAACUCUUAUGGUUCAGAAAUUCAACAAAAUGGUCAAACAUGUUGGGAAAGGUGAGAAAGGAUCAGGUAUUCAGUCCUCCAUGAACGACUCACAGCACUUCAGCAAUCAAGGUUCUAGGUCUGAACCAUCUAAGGGAAAGAAGGAGAAUAAUUUACAGUGUCGAGAGUGUGAAGGCUUUGGCCAUCUUCGCAAGGAAUGCCCUGUAACAAAGAUAAAAGAGCUUAGGUGUAUUGAAUGCAAGGGUAUCAUACUUACUGCAAGCGAGUGUCCAAGCAAUCUGAAGAAAGACAAAUCUCUUUUAUGCUUUAGUGACACUGAAUCAGAAAGUGAGAGUGAUGAAGAUGGUGUGUUGAACAACUUUGUUGCUCUUACUGGUCAGAAUACAAUGAGUGAUCAUCAUUCUAGCUCAGACUCAGAUUCAGAGAGAGAGGGAGAAGAUAUGACUGCUGAUCUCAAGUCUGAAUAUAGAGCAUUGUUCAAACAAUUCGCAGAACUCAGCCAUGAAAAUCUGCAACUCAUCAAAGAUACAGCUAUGUUGAAGGCGCAAGUCAAUAUCCUGGAGUUAGAACAACCUAAUACAAAAGCUGAGACUGAGCCAAAAACAAGAGAGAAUGGUGAGAAAGCCGAGCUUCAGUCCCUUACAAAAGCUAUCGCAGAGCAGAACCGAGUUCUACAAGAGUCUGAAACAAAGUUUCAUCAGAUGAAACAACUGCUGAAUCAAGAACUUGAGAAAAAUCAGUUUCUGGAAAGGCAACUCACUGAGAAUCAUAAGCAAGUGAGGAUGUUGAACACUGGUUCAGCAACUCUGGAUCAUUUUUUAUCAAUUGGACAGUCUCCAAAAAUCAGUUCAGGCUUGGGCUAUCAAGGGUUGACUUCACAAGAGUAUAGUGAAGCUGAAGGGAUAAAGUUCAUAAAAGCUGAAGAUAAAUCAGAACCAGUGACAAAGAUGGAAGAGAAGCAAAACACAACUUGUGGGAAUGAAUUCUUGUUCAGUGCAAAGUGAUAUUAACAUGGGAGUAGCUCUCAAACGGUUGAAAAGAAUAAAGAAACCAAGU